Molecule: messenger RNA, 6941 nt
Organism: Dromiciops gliroides (monito del monte)
Lineage: Eukaryota; Metazoa; Chordata; Mammalia; Microbiotheria; Microbiotheriidae
Product: phosphopantothenate--cysteine ligase-like
Exons: 3
Coding region: 1-945 (314 amino acids)
Biological process (GO): coenzyme A biosynthetic process
Cellular component (GO): nucleus; cytoplasm
Molecular function (GO): phosphopantothenate--cysteine ligase activity
Source: RefSeq, a predicted model, not a curated record
AUGGCGGAAGCGAGCCUAAGCUCCGAGUUCUCGGAGCCUCCCGGCGUGGCGCGGAGCGCCACACUCAUGCAGCAGUUCGCCGCACGGCUGGGCGCGCAGGGCCGGCCGGUGGUCCUCGUCACGUCGGGCGGUACCAAGGUGCCGCUGGAGGCGCGCACCGUGCGCUUUCUGGAUAACUUCAGCAGCGGGCGGCGCGGCGCGGCCUCGGCCGAAAGCUUCUUGCGCGCCGGCUACGGGGUGCUGUUCCUGCACCGCGCGCGCUCUGCUUUCCCCUUCGCGCACCGCUUCCCGCCGCAGACCUGGCUCUCGGCGCUGCGGCCCGCCCGGGGCGAGGCCGAGGGCUCUGGCGGACGCCUGCUGCUGGAGGCCGAGGCCGCUGCGCUGCCGGGCUUCGCCGACGCCCUGCUCAGCUACCAGGAGGCCGCCGACGCCGGCACCUUCCUGGCCGUGGAGUUCACCACCCUGAACGACUACCUGCACCUGCUGCAGGCUGCGGCCCAGGCGCUCAGCCCACUCGGCCCCUCCGCAAUGUUUUACCUCGCUGCGGCCGUGUCGGAUUUCUAUGUGCCUGCCUCUGAAAUGCCUGAGCAUAAGAUCCAGUCCUCUGGAGGCCCUCUGCAGAUAACAAUGAAGAUGGUGCCAAAAAUGCUUUCUCCUCUUGUUAAAGACUGGGCUCCCAAGGCAUUUGUAAUCUCUUUUAAAUUGGAGACAGACCCCUCAGUUGUAAUUGAUCAUGCAAGGAAGGCUCUGGAGACUUAUCGUCAUCAGGUUGUGGUGGCCAAUAUCCUGGAAUCCCUGAGGUCUUAUGUGGUUAUUGUAACCAAAGACUCAGAAACACAGUUGUCUCUUUCUGACGAAGAAAUGGGAAAAGGUAUGGAAAUAGAAGAAAAGAUUGUGAGUAAUCUACAGUCUCGACACACAGCUUUUAUAAAUGAGAAAAACUGAUGCAAAAACUUGUCUGCUAAAUCUGAAGUUGUGACUUGGACAGUGGCUUGAAUAAGAGGGUAGUACAGAGAAAGGGAAACCAUCUUUUAUUGUCCAUAAGGAAAAGGAAAAUCUGUGGGAAGGUGGAAAAAAGGGUGUUGGAAUAGAGAGGGAAUAUUUAAUUUCAAAUCGGUUUUGUUUUUGUCUUUUAAUGAUUAUUUGAUGCUCUUUCAUUAAAAAUGAAAGUGAAGGCAGACCAGCUCUAGUGUUAUAGAGCUAAACUUAACCACAUCAGGUGGGAAAAGGAAUAAAGGAUAUAGUGUUCUCAUUUUCUAUUUAAAAUAUUUUACUGCAAGCUAAAUAACAACCUCAGCAAAAAACAAUCAAAGGAUAGAAGGAAUAAAAGCCCAAAUAAUAAAACCAUAAAUUCCAAACUUUUCAUGUUUUGAUUAAAACAUGUCCAUGUACAUAAACUUUAACAAAUUAAUGUUUUGUUCUGUGUUCUCUGUUAGUGUUCUCCAUCUCUGUACUUCAAGUUUUGUUGCUUUUAAAAUAUAACCAUAUUAGCGAUUGAUAUUUAUUAUAUCAAAGUGAGGUGAGAUACCACCUUAUAGCCAUCAAAAAUUGGCAAAAAGUAGUUUAAAAUGAUAAAACUUGGGGCAGCUAGGUGGCUUAGUAGAUAAAGCACCAGCCCUGAAGUCAGGAGUACCUGAGUUCAAAUCCAGCCUCAGACACUUGGCAAUUACUAGCCCUGUGAUCCUGGGCAAGUCACUUAACCCCCAUUGCCCUGCAAAAAAAAAAGAAAAAGAAAAAUGAUAAAACUCAAUAUUGCCAGAAUUGUGGGAAAACAAGUGUGGUAUUAAAUUGUUGGUAUUGUUGGUAGAGCUGUUUGCUUUAAAACAGCUCUUUCCAUAUAUCUUUGUAUUCUUUAUUUGCCACUCCUGGGAAAACAAUAGUGUUUUAUGAUUUAUUCCACCAUUUUCCAUUUGCAUGUGGAGGAGGUUUUCAGUUAGUUAUCCCUUCCACAUUGAGACUUUCCUCAUUGAGGUUUUGAUAUAUGGUAGGUUGGCAUAAGAAAUUAAAUGAGAAUUUGGGGGGAGUUUUGCAGAAGCCAGCACACUAUACAGAGCCAAAUACUUAACUCAAAUUAUAUAAUAGAGUACUGUAAACACUUCAUAAAGAAAAAAAUUCAGACUUCUCUGGUAUGAAGGGAGAGCCUAAAAAUUUUAUGUGGAUGUUCCAGAUCAUGGGGGUACUGAGCCCGUAACCCACUCCUUGUCAUCCAUCGGCCCCCCAAGAUGUGGAAGGGAUAACUGUAGUUAUGAAUAUUUUUAAACAACCAUAUUUUUUUUUCCUUUUUAACAAUGCCAUUACAAUGUGUUUCUUGAAAUGAGAUCACUUGAUCUAGGGCUGUGAUCCCUUUUGUGAGUCACAUUCUAUAUAUUUUUUUUAAAUAGUAUUUUUUUCCAGUUACGUAUAAAGACAAUUUUUAACAUUCAUUUAAAAACAUUUUUGAAUUCCAAAUUUUCUCCUUCCUUCCUCCCUAAAAUGGUGAGCAAUUUGAUACCGGUUAUAUGUGGAGUCACACUGCAUAUUACUCUUGCAGCAUGAAAAUAAGAUUUCACCAGUUCACCGCUCCACCAAACAGUUUGGUCAUUGUAAAUGAUAAUUUGAUGGGUAUAUGGUGGUAUCCCUUCACACCUCUAUUUUCCAAAAGGUUUAACUGGGGAUUGAGUCCCCCAAAACAUACUUUAGUCUGGGUAUCCAUCUUACAAACACAGGAAGCAAAUGAUUCAUGAGUGGGCAGUUUGGUCAGUGUGUAUACAAAAAACAAACCAAUUGUAAGUGUGGCAUUUGGCAGAGUUGGCUUAGUAGAGCUAUGAUGUGAAAAUUCAUCUGUUAUUGGACCCUUUUAUUUUGAAAGUACCUUUCUCCCUGCCUGGAUCCAUCAAUGAACACAGUGCCUCAAAAGCUGUUGGUGUUUUGUUUUCAAUGUGUCUUGUGCUUCUGGGCUGUCCUGCACAGAAACUGUUAGCCAGCCAGGUAGGUAAAGGUUGUCAUCUGCCUUUGCCUUCUCACCCGGCAGCUGUGACAUCUUCAGUGCCCUUGAUGGAAUUAUACUUCAAGGAUCCUUUAGUUUCAAGCACUAUAUGCUAGAGUGGCUGGGGAGGAAGGGAGGCCCUACAGAAUCAUGAGGCUUUGGCUUGGGCCCUUAGAAGGCCUGGAGCAGGAGUUUUGGAUCAUCAGCCUUUAGAGUUAAAGCAUUCAGUAUAUGAUCUGGCUCACAGUAGUAGUCCAAAGUGCAAGGUUUCCAGAAACCUGAAGCUGUUGCCUUGAUUCAUAAAUUAGGAAACUGAGGCUUCCAUGAGAGGGUUAUUAUAAGUGUAUUUUUUCUAUUCCUUAAUUCAAUUUUCAUUUCAAAGCAGGAUGAUUGAUUCUUAACAGUGGUUAUACAUCUAGCCAAUGACUUAAGAAGAUGUAUUCACUGGCUGUGAUAAUCUCUCCAUCCUUCCCACCUUACCCUCCAUGAAAAAGUUGGGAAGGACUGAGAAUCAAGAGUUGUUCUGGUUAUAGCUAUGCCAGCCCUAAACUGUGAUGGGGGCUAGAAUCAGGAAAAGACAGUUCAUUUAUUCAGCAGCUAUUAAUUGGAGCUGAGAGGCAUUGUGUGAUGGCUCCAGGGAGAGCUUGGCUCUGUUCUUGCAUCUGAUACAGGGGCUUUGUGGUUUGGGGCAAAUUAUUUCAUCUCAAUGCAAGACUCCAAGACUACUUGCCGAGAAGGUGUGGAGGGCAUUCAGUAAGGUGUUCCCUCUGUCGCUGAAAUCAUAAACACAUUUUUUAAAAAUUGAGUAUCUACAACAUGCAAGGCUUUGUUCUGGAUGGACAUUUAAUACAAGGUGGAAGGUGCUGAAAGCCUAGAAGGGAAGCCAUGAUGUCAGAGUGCAUCAAGGCUCACAGUGGGUGGUUUUCAGGAGAGGGACUGCUGGCUAGCUGGGGACUUCAUAACUAAUUGACAAGUUAGUUACAGGUUGCUAGGCUGCUGUUACAGGAGGGAAGGACAACACAUUUCAGACCAGGAUUCUCUUCUCUUCUCUUCUCUCUAGACCAGCCUGGGUGAGUACUGCACUACUGUCCACAUACAUAGUUUAGGUCUUUGUUGGCCUGCAUUGCCCACUGUUGGUACAAGAAUCAGAGGGCCAUUUCUGACAAUCGUGUCUUCCAAAGUGGAAUUUUAACUCAGACUCUUAAAAAGGGAAGGCAGGUUCAAGUGAAUUGUUACUUUUUAAAUUUGCUUGAAGUUGCAAAAGCUUUCACAUAAUUAAACCAUGAUUUCUUGGGCCUUGGAAAGGACUUUUAAAGAUGAUCUUGCCCAGAUCCUUAUUUUACAGAUUAGUCAACUGAGUUCUAGAAAGGAGAAGAAACUCGGUACAGUGUUAAAUGUCGGAUCUCCUAAUUCCCACCUCAGUGUACGUCUAUGCUGGCUGCCUCACCAUAGCUUUCAUAGUGCUCUCUGAGGGGACAAAUACUGAGAUUCAAAGAUCUGCAGAUGUAAAACUCUCCCAGGAACAUAGGCAUGCACUUUCUUUGCUUUUGUUCAGACUGUCCAGCCUGGACACCAUCACCUCCAGGAAGCCUUCCCUGAUUCCUCUCCGGUUAUAACAAGACUUCCCUCUUGGGCUUUGCAUAGCACUUUGCACCUCUGUUAGGCACUUUUUGUGUACUGUUGUGUGUUGUAAUUAAUUACCUGUGUCAUCUGCCUGCUAGACUCUGCUCACAGAAUCUGAGUGUGAGUCUUGGCUCUGACACUUAUUUUGUGACCUGGGCAAGUCACUCAACCCCUAUGUGCCUCACUUUCCUCUUUUUGAAAAUGGGGACAAUAUUUGUAUUACCUACCUCACAGGGUUGUUGUGAGGAAAACCCUUUGUACAUCCUAAAGCAUUAUGUAAAUUAUUACUCUAAUUAUGCACAGCAUUAUGUUCUCUGUGGGGCCAGGAAAGAGCCCCUUGGAGGAUCCCCUGAAGCACAUUGAUAGAUUUUCUUUCUCUGUCCAGGACUCAGCUAACUUGCAAGUAUUUAUUAAGCAACUACUCUGUGCCGGGCACUAUUUCAGGUCUUGGGCAUACCAAUAUUCAAAUGAAAGUUUCACUCCCUCAGGAGCCUUUUAUUCUACAGAGGAAACAACAGAUAUACAUGUAAGAAAAUAUAAACUAUAAACAAAAUAGUUGGAUGGUACACCAGUUGUUGCAGAGCUGGGCCUCUAAGAGGGAGGUGAGGGGAAGGACACCAGGUCUAGACCUCACUGAGCCAAUGACCCUCACCUGAUUUCCAUAACCAAGGGGCCUUUGGUUCCUCCCAUUGCUUGCUAUCCCAUCCUUUUUCCACCCACUUUACUGGAACCAUGCCAUACCAAUUCCUCCACCUGGCCCUUAUCAAAUCUCCUUUUACAGGCCAACAUUCUUCCCAUGAGGCUGUUUGCUGGUCACAGCUGUAGCUAUGAAACCAACUCCUGAGCACACCUGCUACCUCUAUUCCUCUCCUGCUUAGUAAGUACCAUAUACUCCCCACCAGCUCCAACCCAACCACCUCCUAGUAAUCUCCUGCCCAUUUACCCCAAAGGAGCAAAGGAGGCCAGGAAGAGGCUUGGAAGGAGGCCCAGAGUUACUACUCUACCUUGAUUCAGAUGGAUUGCAGUGCAGUAGCCUGUGUCCUAUGCAGUUUCUUCCCAUGACCUUCACCCAGGGUAUUGGAGGCCUUCCUCUGUUAGGUUAGUCCUCCUGUAGCAUAUCUGCUUACUGGUCAAAGAUAUCACUUGCACACAGAACCACAGUGUCAUAGUUGGAAGGGACCCUGAUGACUCAUACUUGAAAAAGAACUCCAUGCAAAACCUGCCCCUCUUGCGGUCAGCCAGUUUUUCCUGGAGACCUUCAAUGAGAGGGAACUUGCUGCCACUGUCAGACAUAGCCCAUUGCACUAUCCCCAUAUAGCUCUAAUUGUUAAGGAAACAUUUUCUGUUGUGAAUGCUAAAUUUGCCUUUCACUGUCCACUUGCUGCUCCUACUUCUGACCUUUGGGGUAAACAUGGAACAAGUCAAAUCCCUCUUGUAGGUAACAGUGCUUAGAAUACUUCAGAACAGCCAUCAUGACCCCCAAAGCCUUCUCUUCCAGCAGUUCCAUAUUAAGUGCCUACUGUGUACAACUCCCCAUUAUGCUUCUUUAUAUUCCCUGCUGUAGAAACAGAUUUCUUGAUCUUGUUUCCCACACCCAAACGCUCCUUUCCAUUUAACCCAAGAUCAUUCCCAUCCUGCUGUGUCUAACUCUUUUUCUAAUAUUUUUCCAUCCUAUAGCUAGGUCCCUAUCCAAUACUCCCAGGUUAACAGGAACAAGAAGGCAGACUAUCAUUCAUUUGUUUUUAAGACAGUUGAAAAAACUGGUCCUUAGUCACUGUAUACGUGGUGUGUAGUACUGCUUAUCACACGGACUGCUGUGCUCAGAACAUUCUACAAGUACAGCAUGAACUGGAGGGAGGGGUAAGACAUGUUUGAAAGGACCAAUUGGGUGGUGGACAGUUUGUAGGAAGACUCCAAGAACUUAGUGUUUGUUGAAUGAAUGAAUGAAUGUAUUAGCUCCAUAAUGGCCCAGAAAAGAGAGUCAGGCUGAGGGGGCAGCUGGUCUGGAAAGCCCCUAAGUCCAAAGUAGAGUAUACCUCUAUAGACAAGCAGACUGGAGUCAGUCCCUAGGUGGCUCUGUAGAAAUCCUGCCUGAUGAGCAUCUAAGGGACCAGUUGUGGAAACGUGAGAGCACCUGACUUUAUAAUGCCACAUACACACUAUCCUUUCAAUAGCCCAAGAGCUUUGCAAUGCUGGUGUGAUAGAGCUCUCUAUAGCUUUCCAGUGAAGUGGCAGAAUUCUUGUUAUAUUACUAUAACCCAUACUUGUAUCAAUAGCUUUCCAGUGCCAUGUGGGUGAUCCAUAUGCCUUGUCUUAUCUGAAUCUAAUAAAUAAAUGCCUUUGAGAUCUGAAA